Molecule: messenger RNA, 3028 nt
Organism: Cladophialophora immunda
Lineage: Eukaryota; Fungi; Ascomycota; Eurotiomycetes; Chaetothyriales; Herpotrichiellaceae
Exons: 3
Coding region: 518-2677 (719 amino acids)
Cellular component (GO): membrane; microtubule; cytoplasm
Molecular function (GO): microtubule binding; GTPase activity; GTP binding
Source: RefSeq, a predicted model, not a curated record
CCCGUCUCUCACCCCUGCAGUAUGAUGAGUACCGAGUGCACCUCCGUCGAACAAUAAAACUGUUGAGCAUUGCUGUAUGCUGAACGGGCAGUAAUGGUUGUAUCAAUGAUGCGUGGCUUGCUUCCUGCACCCUCCAGUCGCUGGAUCCCGAGCUGGGACUGCACCACCAGGAGAACAGGCAAAGCAUGGCAGGAUUCUCCUCUACGCAAUGGCUCUCAAAGAGGUCAUUGACAUCCGCAGAACAGGCAGCCGUCAAGUCAAACUUGCCAACGUGAUAAAGCUGCAAAGAGGCGCGGGUGGAGGCCAUGGACAAAGGACAUGCUGCGCCUUUGACCUCGGUGGUGACCCUUGACAACUCUGCCUCACCUUCACAAUCAGAACGAGCAAACAGGAACCUGCAGCCUCUCUAUUUAAGAUGGGAUUGUCCCUCUUCAAAUUUCGUUCCACCUUCACCCUCAGCCGCACCAGCUCCUGACUAGACUUUGCUACUACCUUCAGCGACGACGAACCCUUCAAGAUGGCACAAAUCGGCCUUCAGACCGCCGAGCAUGAAGAGAUUCUGAACCUCAUCGACACUUUACGAUUCCAGGGGAUCAGUCGCUACGUUGACUUGCCUCAGGUCAUUGUCUGCGGCGACCAAAGCUCGGGUAAAUCCAGUGUGCUGGAAGCAAUCUCGGGCCUCCGCUUUCCCACGAAAGACAACCUCUGUACCCGGUUCGCGACGGAACUCAUCCUUCGACGGGGCCCUGUUCCCAAAGUUGUUGUCACUAUCAUUCCAAGUGCCGAUCGUACAGAGCAAGAUGCUGAACGCCUCUCAAACUUCUCUCCUCCUUCGACUUCGAUUGCCGACUUUGCGGAAAUCGUCAAAUCCGCGGAGAAAGAUAUGGGGUUAGACAAUGACUACACCGUCUUCGCAAAGGAUAUUCUCAGAGUCGAACUUUGUGGUCCGCAUCAGCCAAACUUGACCCUUGUUGACCUUCCCGGCAUCUUCUGGGCUGGUAACCGUGCCCAGUCAGACAAUGACGCUGAACUAGUGCAAUCCUUGGUCAAGUCCUACAUGCAGAGUAAGAGAAGCAUCAUCUUGGCAGUCGUUUCAGCGAAAAACGAUUUGGCAAAUCAAAUCAUCACCAAGCUCGCGCGUGAGAUCGACCCCAAGGGCCAGCGAACCCUGGGUAUUAUCACCAAGCCAGAUCUGCUGUUUGCCGGGUCUGACAGUGAGGCUGCCUUUGUGGAGUUGGCGAAAAACGAGGAUGUCUACUUCAAGCUGGGGUGGCACGUUCUCAAGAACCGUGACUACGAUACCAAAGACACGACUUCUGCGGAGCGAGAUGCUGCUGAGAAGGAAUUCUUCCAAACUCGCGUGUGGUCAUCAGCGCUGCCAAGCAGUCAACUUGGAAUUGACAACCUCCGUCCCCGGCUCAGUCGUGUCUUACUCGGUCAAAUUCUCGCUGAACUUCCCUCUCUGGUACGAGAUGUCGAGAGGGAAUUGGAUGUCUGUCAGAGCAGGUUGGGCGCGCUCGGUGCUCCCCGAGGGUCGCUGCUUGAACAACGCACUUACCUUUUCCAUGCAAGUCAGCAGUUCGUUGAUCUCACCAAGUCUUCCGUUCGUGGUACAUAUGAAGAUCCAUUCUUUGGAAGCGCAGAUACCGACAAAGGCUACAACAAACGUCUCCGUGCUAUCGUUCAACACACCCUGACUGCCUUCGCCGCGAGAAUGCGUGUUGAAGGUCACGCUCAGGAGAUCGACGACAAAGAAAAAGAUGGGCAGCCAGAGAGAAAGUCCGGUCCACAAUUCGUUUCCCGCCAGGUGUAUCUUGACACCGUCGAGGCUCGCAUGCGUCGCAACCGAGGACGUGAACUCCCUGGUCUAUUCAACCCAUCAAUUGUGGACGAGUUGUUCUUUGAUCAAUGCAGACCAUGGAAGCACCUGCUUCACGAAACAGAGGAGAGACUAGUCUCUGCAGCAAGAACAACCCUCGAGCUUGUGGUAGAGCAUAUUUCUGAUUCUGUCACUGGGGAUGGCAUUAUGAGAUUCCUCAUCCGCCCCAACUUGGAGAUCAUUGUCACCAAGUUGCAUCAAAAGGUGGAGGAGGUACUCAAGCCACACAUGAAGGGCCAUGCCAUCACCUACAAUCACUACUUCACCGAAAAUCUGCAGAAGAAGCGCCGAGACGCGGAGCGAGAAGAAAUGGCAGAGAAAAUCCGACAGUUUUUUCCAGCUUUAGAUCCCACUUCGGAGCUUCGUAAUCGGAGACUAUACCAGGGUUCUAUAGACACAGGCGCUCUUCUGGCUGCCCUACUUCAGGAUACAGAGCUCGAUAUGACCAAGUUUGCGUGCAUUGAAGCGACGAACGCCAUGGAAGCUUAUUACAAGGUUGCACUGAAGUCCGUCAUCGACUCCUUCGGGGUGUACGCGGUGGAACAAUGCCUUCUUAACGAACUACCUGAAAUCUUCAAGCCAGAAAUCGUCUUCACGUUAGAUGAUGCCAUGGUCACCAGGAUCGCGGGUGAAUCACUGGAGUCGCUUGCCGAACGGGAAAAGCUGAACAAGAAGUUGAAAGUGCUCCAAGACACCAUGACCACGUUGCGACGCUUGAGAACUUUCGGCCCAUCCACACAUGACUCGGUUUCUGAUGCCAACCCGCACCACGAAGGAGAGGAAGAUCGCAGUCUCUGAGCUCAUUGAUCGGAAUGACUGACCAUUGGUGGAGGUGGGACAGUCCCAAAUUACGAAGGUUGGAGAUAGUAUUCUUGUCAGGAAACUAUUGGAAAGGGGCGCAUGAUCUGAUAGAAACUGUCUCGAUGACAAGGUUGAGACACCCGGAAUGUUUUUUGCGUGUUGGUUUUAUGAGGGUACGCUCAGCCAAAGGAAGCACCCUGGGUUCAUUCAUGAAGCUUUUCUUGCAGAUUUCAUAAAACGUUACAGAGACAAGAAGCCUCUAGGUCAUAGUGGUUAUACAGUCUUGGUCACAACAGCAGCAUUCAUGCCAAAGUUCUCUCUCAUAUCAAGCGAGACGCCAGCAGCGCU